AUGCCUGGUCAAAAAAUUCUUUGCGUUGCAGAGAAACCUGCGAUAGCCAAGGCAGUUGCACAGCAUCUUGCUGGCGGCAGAAUCACCACGCAUCCUAUCAGAGGGAACCAAUAUGUCAAGAAUUACGAGUUUGACUUCAACUUUCGCCAAUGGGGCAAUUGUUCGGUAACCAUGACCAGCGUGCUCGGUCACUUGACAGGCCUGGAUUUUGAUUCAAAAUACAAAAGCUGGAAGUCCUGUCAGCCUGGCCAGCUCUUUGAUGCAGAAACUGUCACCACCAUUGCCAGUGAUAAAAAGGCAGUCGCGGAGAACAUUAAGCAGCAGGCCCGUUAUGCCAGAAUCCUCUUCAUCUGGACCGAUUGCGACCGCGAGGGCGAGCACAUCGGAGGUGAAGUACGCGAUCAGGCGAAGAAAGGAAACCCCAACAUCACCGUCAAACGUGCAAAGUUCAGCAACACCGAAAGAGCGCAUGUUAUUCAGGCUGCAAACUCUCCUAUUGAUAUGGAUGAGCGUCUUGUCAAUGCCGUAACAGCGAGAAUCGAACUCGACUUGCGAAUCGGAGCAUCCUUCACUAGACUCCAGACCUUGCAGCUUCAAUCCCUGAGCGAGAGUCUAAGUCAACCACUAAGCUACGGGUCAUGUCAGUUUCCUACUCUUGGCUUCGUUGUCGACCGCUAUCAUCGUGUUAGAAAUUUCAAACCGGAGACGUUUUGGUCGAUCAAAUUGACACACGUUCGUGAUAAGAUCAAGGUAACCUUCAACUGGGGAAGGGGCCAUCUGUUCGACCGAGCUGCCGCCACCAUUAUAUUUGAGUCAUGCUUGGAUGAAAAAAGAGCGACCGUUACCAAGGUUCAGAAGAAGCCAACUUCAAAAUGGCGUCCUCUUCCCCUGACCACCGUAGAGCUGCAGAAGCAAGGCAGUCGCUUUCUCCGCAUGACGAGUCAGCAAGUUAUGUCAGCAGCGGAAAAGCUCUACCAGAAAGGCUUCAUCAGCUAUCCCCGUACCGAAACCGAUCAGUUCCCUCGAGACUUCGGUUUCGAUCCCAUCAUCCAGCGCCAGGUUCAGGACAAUAAUUGGGGACAAUUUGCACAAGCUCUGCUCGACGGAGGAUUUCGAACACCUCGCUCAGGAAGUCACAAUGAUCAGGCACAUCCUCCGAUCCACCCUGUCAAUUACGUGGCACCUUCCGCCCUUGACCAAGAUCAAAAGAAGGUAUACGAGUUUGUUGUGCGACGGUUUCUAGCUUGUUGCGCGGAAGAUGCCAAAGGUGAAGCCACAGACAUUGAGGUCCAGUGGGGUUCAGAGUUUUUUCAUACUCAUGGACUUCUUGUCCUUCAGCGCAAUUAUCUUGAUGUUUACGUCUACGACAAGUGGGAAAGUAGUCAGCAGUUACCUGUCUAUACCGUGGGCGAGACCUUUGAACCGACCGAGGCAACUCUGGCAGACGGCAGAACGACCGCUCCAGGAUAUUUGACUGAACCGGAGCUUAUUGCAUUGAUGGACGCCAAUGGAAUCGGCACCGAUGCCACGAUGGCCGAGCAUAUUGCCAAAAUCCAAGAACGUCUAUAUGUCGAUACACGUCCACGCUCUGGAGGUGGGCGCAAUACUGUGCAAGAAUUCAUUCCAACUACACUUGGCGUUGCCCUGAUCGAAGGAUAUGACAAUAUAGGUCUCGACGUCAGCGUCAGCAAACCCUUUCUUCGAAAAGAAAUGGAACUCAAAAUGAAGGCAAUCUGCGAGGGUCAGCGGACUCGCUCUGAUGUCGUGCAAGAGAGCUUGGACCAAUAUCGCGAAGUGUUUUUUAAGACUAGCCAGCAAAUUGCUGUAUUGAAGGAUGCAGUGACGAAGUAUGUCGUGAACAAUGGCGGCCGAGCGUGA
This is a messenger RNA of Exophiala spinifera, 1878 nucleotides long. RefSeq lists its product as uncharacterized. Gene Ontology annotation, molecular function: DNA binding; DNA topoisomerase type I (single strand cut, ATP-independent) activity. The record is from RefSeq and is a predicted model, not a curated record. Bases 1 to 1878 code for a protein of 625 amino acids. The transcript is spliced from 3 exons. Gene Ontology annotation, biological process: DNA topological change. Lineage: Eukaryota; Fungi; Ascomycota; Eurotiomycetes; Chaetothyriales; Herpotrichiellaceae. Gene Ontology annotation, cellular component: nucleus.